AUGCCGAUGGUCACUGUGGCGACUUUGCCCGAACUUGACGCAGCAGAAGCGCUCCUUGAAUUACAAGGAGAAAUGAGAGAACUACAACCUGAACGAUCUAAUAGUUCCGCUCAAGAGGAGGUUGAAAGUUCAGCAACUGCAGCCCUUUUCCUGAAUAGUUUGUUUCUUAAAAGAAGAUCGAAUUUGAAAUCAACCCGUCCCGGCCCCAGUGUUCAAAAAACAUCACCAAGUACGCCUUACUUAAAAAGCAACUCCCAGUAUGGUUCCAGUCGGUUUACGACAAGGCUGGAACCGCCUUGCAAGAAACGUUUGCUUCAAAAAAAACAACUGGUCAAGCCGCAAAAAGCAUCUUGGUCUGAAGUCAUUACUAUAUCUGGAUUAAAUGAUAUUAAGGAAACUUGUGAUAGAAGCACACAAACCGAAAUGGAGUAUCAGUUAACUCAAAUCGAUAAAAUGGAGUCAAUUAUAAAAGACUUAUGCGCUAAGAUUGAGACAUUGGAAAAUAAACUAAAAAUGAAAUCAUCGGUUUCAUUUUACGCAUUAAAAGGGCGUAACAAUGUGAAAUCUAAGUCUUGUAAUCUAAACAGUAGCGACAGUGGCGAUGAAAAUAUUGCGGUUCCUCGAACGUCGUCGUCAAAACGUAAACGUUAUACAAUAUGCGCAGAUAGCGAUUGGGUGAGGCAAAUUAGUUAA
This is a messenger RNA of Parnassius apollo (apollo), 693 nucleotides long. Lineage: Eukaryota; Metazoa; Arthropoda; Insecta; Lepidoptera; Papilionidae. The record is from the annotation of a GenBank genome assembly.